AUGCGUGCCACUCUCCCCCUCCUUGCUUUGCUUUCCUUGGCUGUGGCCCAAGCACCCGCGCCAGUCGUCGAUGUUGGCAAUGCACAGUAUCAAGGAACCGUCAAUGCCAAAAACAACAUCUCUACUUACUUUGGCAUUCGCUACGCUGCCGCACCCGUUGGUGAUUUACGGUUCCGGGCGCCUCAGAGCCCUCCCGCUCUAGCUGGAGUGCAACAAGCAACUACUAAACCUCCACUAUGCCUUCAAGCCUCUUCGGGGAGAUCGCCUACUAAUCCUAACCCAAAGUCGUCGCUUAGCGCGAGGGCUGUACAAGCUCACGAGGACUGCCUGUUCUUGAACGUGCAUUUUCCAGGCAGUACAAUUCCGACGUGCCGGCUUCCAGUCAUUGUUUGGAUUCAUGGCGACGGAUAUGUAGCGGGGAGCGCAUCAUCAUUCAACGGAGGCGAUCUCAUCAUCAGGGCCAAGAAUAGUGUCGUGGUGGUCGUUAUCCAGUAUCGCCUUGGUAUAUUCGGCUUUUUGGCCGGCUCCAAAGUCAAGGCCAAUGGCGCGCUGAAUGCCGGUCUACUCGACCAAGAGUUCGCAUUGAAAUGGGUGCAACAACAUAUCAGCAAAUUCGGAGGCGAUCCUGAUCGUGUCACUAUAUGGGGCGAGUCCGCAGGCGCCGGUUCUGUGUUGCAGCAUGUUGUCGCUCGAAACGGGAGCACAAAUCCCCCGCUGUUCAGGGCAGCUAUCUCAAGUUCAUCUUUCUUACCUUCUCAACAUCCCUUCGAUGGAGCCGUCCCAGAGCGCAUCUUUAGCCAGGUUGUAUCGCAAGCCGGGUGCGGUGGCGCCCCAGACGCUUUGUCAUGUCUGCGUACAGCCAAUGUCUCGAAACUGCAAGCCGCCAACACGCAGGUGAACCGCGCGGGCUUCUUCGGGACGUUCGUGACCGUGCCGGUGGUCGACGGCGAUUUCAUCACCCAACGUCCGACUGUGGCACUCCGCCAGAGGCGAGUUAAUGGUGAAGCACUCCUUGCUAUGACCAACACACACGAAGGCAAUGCUUUUGUGAAUCCAAGUACAGCUGCCACAGUCAAGGCAGCCAACUAUGCUCUCCGCCUGUUCCCGGACCUUGGGACCGCGAAUGCCGCCGCUGCAGCAAGACUGUACGCCCCUUUUGGCUCACCUAUCAAUCAGGUGAAUGCAAUCAUGGGGGAAUCUAUCUUCGUAUGCCCAAGCUACUUCAUGCUGGAUGCCUUUCCCGCAGCCUCGUUUAAGGGCGAAUUCGCUGUCCCCAAUGGCAGCCAUGCAGAAGACAUCGCCUUCUACUUCCCCAGCGGCAGGACUCCAGCAUUCAAAAAUCUGCCAUUCGUCAUCUCCUUUGCGGGCGCUUUCGUGGACUUUGCGACAUCGCUAGACCCAAACGAGAAAAUUGACAACGGAAACAUCACUCCAUUGUGGUCGAAGUAUCUCGUAGAACACAGUGAAAUGCUGUUCAAUCGCACUGCAAACGGGCGCCCCGGCAUUCGUGCCAUCACGACCUCAGCGGCGCUUUUGCAGAGAUGCGCUUUCUGGGAGAGUGUUGGCCAUCUCACCGCCCAGUAG
Pleurotus ostreatus (oyster mushroom) is the source of this 1584-nucleotide messenger RNA. RefSeq lists its product as uncharacterized. The transcript is spliced from 14 exons. Lineage: Eukaryota; Fungi; Basidiomycota; Agaricomycetes; Agaricales; Pleurotaceae. Bases 1 to 1584 code for a protein of 527 amino acids. The record is from RefSeq and is a predicted model, not a curated record.